Molecule: messenger RNA, 2227 nt
Organism: Prorocentrum cordatum
Lineage: Eukaryota; Dinophyceae; Prorocentrales; Prorocentraceae
Source: the annotation of a GenBank genome assembly
CGUUUUUCUUAUUUUCGAAUGCCCUGCUCGCUCCCUGCCCGGUCAGGCGGGCUUCCCUGGAGGGGUGGGAGGGGCACGAAACCUGAUAAAUAGGUAUUCGAAUGCCGUGCUAUUUAUCAGCUUGUGAGCGCCUUGCGGUUCGCGUACUCAGCUCGACGUUCGCUCUUUCGGAAGGCGUCGCCUCCUCGUCAACUGCGUCCCUGCCUUCGGCGUCGACGAGGUGGGGGGGUUCCGGAGGUGUAGACGCGAUGGAGGAUGCGGAGAACAGAGACGUGGAGUACGAAGACCAGGACGUGGACGGCGACGGCGCGAAGGGCGAGAGCACGGCCCACGAGGGCGUGGAGGGCGAGCCCGACGGGCUGGAGGACGAGGGCGUGACGGGCGACUUCAGCCGGGACAUGCUGACGUACAGCGACGCUGGACGGCGACGCCGGCUCCGCCUCGCGCGGGCUCCCCGAGGAGGGGGGGUCAGGCCGAUGAGAAGGCGGGGGAGGAGAAGGAGGCGGAGGUGCAGGAGGUGAUCGACGAGGCGGGGGUGGAGGCGGACGACGGGGACGAUGAGUUCGAGAGCGCGGUGGUGGAGGAGGUGGAGGACGAGAUGCGCGAUGACAAGGCGCAGGGCGAGGUGGGGGGCGGGGGCCUGCAGCGCGGCGCUGCCCCGGGACAGGCUCAGCAGCCUGAUGGCGACCUCCCGCCCGCGCGCGGCGCCGCAGGUGCUGGAGCUCGACCGGCGCCAGCUGCGGAAGCGGACGUGGGCGAGGUCGGUCCUGGCCCUGCCGAGCAGCACGAAGGCGAAAUUCAGCCCCUGGCCGUCGCGACGGCCAGCCGCCCUGAGCCCGUGCCUGUUCUUGGUCAUGCUGACCGUCGGCGAGAUGGCGCCCUGAUCCCUCUUAUCUCUUCCCCGACCUCCCAUCCUCCAAUGCAGCUGACCAUUGCGAAGGAUAGUCGCCCUGUUCCCGUGCCUGCUCCUGGUCAUGCCGACGGUGCAGCUUGGUGUGGCGCGUCAAUCGCACCGCGCUGGUUGCCGCGCCUUCGAAUCGCGAGCGAUGCGCAGCGUCCUGGGACCUCGACGCCGCCGAGGUCCACUCUUACACCGUGCCGCCGCCCUGUCCACAACCGCCCCCGGGAAGACCGCCGCGUCCGCUGGCCGAGACGCCCAGGCGAGGCGGCGGCCGCCCAUUUGAAAAGGCUGAAGGUCGAAGGAGGCUACUACUUCACCGCGGCCUGGCACUCCUGGCGCGGGCGCGUGGGCCAGGAAAAAGGCGAGACCAGGAGCCGAGUCAAGUUCGACCCGUCCUGCUGGAAGUCCGACAUGAUCGAGCGCUUCCUGGGCGAAAUGGCACGCGGCCGCUACGUCGUGGGCACCUGGCCCCGGAACGCGGGCGCCCACGUCGACUGGGGCCGCGAAGACGCCCUGCAUCAGGAGUUCCAGCGGAAGCGGGGGGCGGCCAAAGGCGAGGGGCGCGGGGUCGGCCCAGCGCGCAGCUCUGGGCACACCGAAAAUUGAACCCGGAAACGCCCCGGGCGCUGACCUCGCGUGGUUCCAGUAUAUGAGGCGUGCCACCUUCGAGGAUCAAAGGAGUGGUUAUCUCUUCCUCGUCGGAAGGCGGCGGAAGCUGGCGGAAGGCGGCGGAAGUAACAUGUGUACCUCCAAGGGAUGAACACUUUUUGGGGUUCAGUGUUUCCGAAAUCGUCCUUCAUAUACAUAGAUAUAGAUAUCUAUCCCAGGGGACGCGGCCUGGUGCCCUGGAGCAGGUUCCCCACGGGCGUGCGGCGGCUGCCCUUCGAGCCCGACCCGUCCAACAAGCGGGUGGAUGCUGCGCUUCCGGCGGCCACGCCGAGCGAGAGCCCACAGAGGCAGAGCUCAUCAGGGCAUUUUUCGAAGAGCGAGGCCGUGAUACAGUUAGAGGCCCCACAGGUAGAGGCUCUGCCACAAUCGCCGCGUGGGGCCCUCGGCGGUGCUCGUCUGCCCCUCUUUCCGGGCAGUUGCCCACAGACGAAGCGCAGGCCCACAUACAAAACGCAUGCUAGUUUAGUAGGCUAGCCUAUGCGAUGCUGGGCCUGCUCGAGCCGUCCUUCGAGCGGUCGCGCUUUCGUGGGGGUGUGAUGUAUUUUUGUGCGUUUGGCACAAAAACAACAGACAUCAUUGCCAAUUUCCUCAAGGGAAGUGACAGCAGUGUUGUUCAAAUCAAAUGGGCCGUGCCAAAUCUAUGAUAGAGAAGGAAAA